Molecule: messenger RNA, 2292 nt
Organism: Symbiodinium sp. CCMP2456
Lineage: Eukaryota; Dinophyceae; Suessiales; Symbiodiniaceae
Source: the annotation of a GenBank genome assembly
AUGGGCGGCGGGCACUCGCAAGAGCUGGAAGGUCCUGUGACCCCGGUUCAGUUCAGCUUCGACGGGCUACCAUUAACGCAUGAUGGUUUUGGAGCGCUGCUGAAUCGGUGUUUGCAGGUAUCCCCCUCAGCCCCGACCGUUGUGGAAGGAGAUGACCUUCGCAGGCGUUGCGAUGCAGUGGCCCGGCUUUUGAGCGACGUGCAGGGCGACAUUCUCUUCAGUCGGAGACUCGGAGGUCUUUCCGACUGGGGCACUUUCUUCUCCAGUAAGAAGAAAGCUCACAGGGAUGCGGUCGUUGGCCAGCUCUUCGCUUUCCUUACCGGCAUGCUUUGCUUUCAGUCUCCGGAGCGGUGCAAUGGCAGGAGGAUGGAUGAUUGGUGCUGCCUAUUCGAGGCAAAGUAUGGCGCCGCAGAGGUGGCAUUAAGCAGAGGAAGCAGCUGCAUGCAAACUUUAGGCGAGCUUUCCACGAUCCUUUGCCGCACGGCGCAGUCCGAGAAGACGGUGGGAGACAGAGUUAAGGAUGCAACGAAAGCCUUGCUCCAGUUCUUAACCGAGCAGCCAGAAAAGAUGGCAGAGAUACUUGUGGAGGACCUCGAGGAACACGGCCAAGCAAUUCGCAUGGCCAUGCAGAGGCGUUCGGAUCUGGUGGUUGCAGCAACUCUACUGCAGGAGAGCGGCUGGUCUUUCACCUCGCAGAAAGUCAACGGUGUGUGUCGUGCGCCAUCCCUGCUCCGACUGGUAGGGUUUCCCGAUCCGACCUCUACCACAAAGGCUUCACCAGAGGAGCAGCAGAGGCUUCAGUCGGUGAUCGGGCAGAGCCCGGAUUUGUUCUGGCAAGUUCAUGGCACUCCUUCCCAUGAUGACAUGGGCACUUGGGUAACACACGAUGGUGUCCGCUACUGGUGCAAGGUGGAAUUGCCCGUCUCGGUCUACUACGUUGGGCCCAACACAGGUCCCUUGCCAAAUGUCGGCGGAGUUUGUAGCGCACCUACCAGCGCAAGGGAUCUGUGCACUGACCAUCCAAACAUCAUCAAGCUCUACGAAACUUUCGAGGACCGGAAGCACAUCUACUUGGCCAUGGAGUUGUGCACAGGUGGCGAACUUUUCGAUCGCAUCAUCGAGGUGGGCCAGUUUACCGAGAAGGACGGCGCGAUCGUAGUGCAACAGAUGCUCUCGGCAGUCUUCUACAUGCAUACCCGCGGUGUAUGCCAUCGUGACCUCAAGCCAGAGAACUUCUUGUUCCUGUCUAAGGGUCCCAUCGAGAACACGCUGCUGAAGAUUAUAGAUUUCGGGUUAUCCAAGUGCUUUGACACCAGCAUCCCCAUGGCCACGAAAGCAGGCACUCCCUACUACGUGGCACCCCAGGUCCUGCAGGGCAAGUACGACAACUCAUGCGAUCUUUGGAGCUGCGGAGUCAUCAUGUACACAAUGCUGUGCGGAUACCCGCCUUUCUACGGCAAGACUGACCAGGAGGUCCUUAGCAAGGUGCGGAAAGGUAUUUAUCAGUUCGAGCCGAAGUAUUGGCGGCACAUCUCCGCGGAUGCCAAGAAGCUGAUUGGAAUGCUGCUCAAAUUUGAGCCCGAGUCGCGCUACACUGCUGAGGAAGCACUGCAGGAUGUUUGGAUCAAAGAGCGAGCACCCAAAGCAGAGAACAUCUGCUUGCAGGAUCGUAUCAUGCACAACCUGAAGAGCUUCAGGUCCAAGAACAAGCUCAAGAAAGCGGCCUUGAACAUCAUCGCCUCCCAGAUGAGCGAAGCCGAGAUCGCAGACCUGCGGGAGAUAUUCAAAGCGCUCGACAUGAAUGGUGAUGGCUUCCUGACCACGACUGAGCUGAAGGAUGGCAUCACGAAGGCUCGGGCGAGGAGCCCGACGAUCGACUUGCAGGCGAUCAUGGAAGGCGUCGAUGCGGACGGCAGUGGUCUGAUCGACUACACCGAGUUCUUGGCUGCGACAUUGGACAGGAAGGUUUACCUCCAGAGGGAUGUUUGCUUCGCUGCCUUCUCGGUUUUUGACCGGGACGGCGAUGGAUGCAUCACGCUUGACGAGCUGAAGCAGAUCUUGGAGAAUGGCUCUGUGGAGGACGUUAUCGACACGUGGACUUCGGAAGAGCUCCUCCAGGACGUAGACCGAAAUGGUGACGGCUCGAUCGAUUUCGAGGAGUUCAUGGAAAUGAUGCGGGGAGGGAGAUCUAUGUCUCUGUACACGGAGGCCGAAACACCAAAGGGCGGCCGCUCGCCCGCCCUCCUUCGGUCGCGCAGCCGUGGCAGCCGAACCCCCCGGAAAAAGAUCUGA